Molecule: messenger RNA, 4738 nt
Organism: Physeter macrocephalus (sperm whale)
Lineage: Eukaryota; Metazoa; Chordata; Mammalia; Artiodactyla; Physeteridae
Gene: IFT140
Product: intraflagellar transport 140
Exons: 33
Coding region: 244-4737 (1497 amino acids)
Biological process (GO): intraciliary retrograde transport
Cellular component (GO): axoneme; ciliary basal body; intraciliary transport particle A
Molecular function (GO): protein binding
Source: RefSeq, a predicted model, not a curated record
CGGGCGGCCUCGGCGUCCGCUAGCUCAGCGUCGGCUGUAUCCGCUUUGGCUCGCAGCCGUUGUCCCGGCAACGCGCGGCGGCGCUGCGGCCCAGCCAAGAAGGUGGUUUAACGGAGACGUAAAGACCUUGCACCGCUGGAGAGACCUCUUCCACAUAAAAUUGCCUGUUAUUGGUCUGAAGGGGUACUGAUAAGUUGCUGAAUGUCUUGUAGGUUUCAGCCCUGACCAGGCCUGCGUUUCGUCAUGGCCCUCUACUUUGACCACCGCAUAAAAGCCCCGGAUGCAGUUGGGUCUCCCUCCCACAUCAAUUGGCACCCCGUUCACCCAUUCCUGGCAGUCGCUUCCAUUAGCACAGCCUCAGGAGGCAGUGUGGAUAUAUAUCAGGAGCAAGGUGAGUGUGUGCCAGACACGCAUAUCGAGAGGUCGUUCCGGGUCACCUCCCUCUGCUGGCACCCGACGCGGCUGAUCCUGGCUAUUGGCUGGGAGACUGGAGAAGUGGUCGUGUUUAAUAAGCAAGACAAGGAGCAGCAUGCGGUCCCCCCGACGCAAACCGCCGACAUCACCGUCCUCAACUGGAGCCCCAACGGGAACUGCCUGGUGUCGGGGGAUAGGCUUGGUGUCCUGCUCUUAUGGAAGUUGGACCAAAGGGGUCGAGUACAAGGGGCACCGCUGCUGAAACACGAGUAUGGAAAACACCUCACUCACUGCAUCUUCCGGCUGCCCCCUCCCAGCGAGGACCUCGUUCAGUUGGCGAAGGCAGCUGUGAGUGGUGAUGAGAAAGCCCUGGACAAGUUUAACUGGAGGAAGAGUGGCUUUGGAAGAUUCCUGAAAAUGGGACUUCAAGAGGGACUCUCAUUCUUUGUCAGCUUGACCGAUGGGACUGUGCACUACGUGGACGAGAAGGGCAGGACGGCCCGGGUGGCGUCCACGGACAGCUCCAUUCAGACGCUGUUCUACCUGGAGAAGAGGGAGGUGCUGGUGGCAGUCACCGAGAGCCUGCUGCUGUGUCUGUUCACAGUGAUGCCUGAGGGCGCGGCCGAGGAGGUGAUGAAGGUAAAGCUGAGUGGAAAUACGGGUCGCCGGGCAAAUGUCGCCCUGAUCAAUGGCAGCCUUCUUGUGACCGCCACUGGGGAGGCGGUCCUCAGAUUCUGGGAUUUAGAACGAGGAGAGAAUUACGUACUGAGUCCAGAGGAGAAGUUUGGUUUUGAAAAAGGAGAGAAUAUGAACUGUGUUUCUUACUGUAGAGUCAAAGGUCUUCUGGCAGCAGGUACCGAUAAAGGGCGCGUAGCCAUGUGGAGAAAAGUGCCAGGCCCCCAGAGCAGCCAAGGGGUGGAGGGCAAAGACAGGUGGACCCUUCAGAUCCCCACUGAGCUCGAAGGAAACAUCACGCAGAUAAAGUGGGGCUCCAGGAAGAGCCUCCUGGCGGUGAACAGCAUCAGCUCCGUGCUUAUCCUCCGCGAGCAGGCCAUGUCAUCCCACUUCCACCAGCAGGUGGCCGCGGUGCAGGUUUCCCCGAGCCUACUCAGCGUGUCCUUCCUGUCCACGGGGGUGACGCACAGCCUGCGUACAGACAUGUACAUCAGCGGAGUGUUCGCCACCAAGGAUGCUGUUGCCGUUUGGAAUGGAAAACAGGUGGUGAUCUUUGAGCCUUCUGGAGCCACAUUACGAAGUGCAGGUACCUUCCUGAGUGAGUCUCCAGUGUUAGCCAUGCACGAAGAAAACGUUUAUACAGUGGAGCCAAACCGAGUCCAAGUUCGAACCUGGCAGGGGACUGUGAAACAACUCCUGCCGUUUUCCGAGACAGAGGGGAACCCGUGCUUCUUUGACAUCUGUGGAAAUUUCCUGGUUGUAGGGACAGACUUGGCUCACUUUAAAAGUUUUGAUCUAUCCCGAAGAGAGGCGAAGGUACACUGCAGCUGCAAAAGCCUGGCAGGGCUGGUCCCCGGCGUGGGGGGCAUGGCCUCCCUCAGGUGCAAUGCCAGCGGCAGCAAGAUCAGCAUCCUCCUCAGCAAGGCUGACAGCAGCCCCGAUUCCAGAAUCUGCUUCUACGAUGUGGAAAUGGACACAGUGACCAUCCUCGACUUCAAGAGGGGACAGAUAGAUCAGAGAGAGACGUUGUGCUUUAAUGGACAGGAGACUAAGAAAAGCCAGGCCCUCGCGGAUGAGAGGCUGACGAAUCUCGUGCCUGUGAGCCACUUCUGGGAUCAGAGUGAGCCCAGGCUGUUUGUGUGUGAAGCCGUGCAGGAAGUGCCGGGCGCCCCACUGCAGCCAACGGACAAGAAGGCCCCGGGCAAGGCCAGCACGGGCCCCACGGCAGACGUGCUGGUCCUGUCCUUCUUCGUCUCUGAAGAGCACGGCUUCCUGUUGCAGGACAGCUUCCUCCGGCCUCCCGUCUUCCAGACGCUCCUGGGAAUCCAAGUGCCCCAUUAUUACUUCACGAGAAAGCCAGGAGAAGUGGACCUCGAGGACCAGGUGGACUCCGGGUCCCAGCGCAUCCCCCAGACAGUGGGCAGGAGGCCCCUGCGGGACUUCGUGGGGCUAGAAGACUGUGACAAGCCCACACGGGAUGCCAUGCUCAACUUCACCUUCUUCCUGGCUGUCGGGGACAUGGACGAAGCCUUCCGGUCCAUCAAGCUCAUCAAGAGCGAGGCUGUCUGGGAGAACAUGGCGCGCAUGUGCGUGAAGACCCAGCGGCUGGAUGUCGCCAAGGUGUGCCUGGGGCACAUGGGCCACGCGCGCGGAGCCCGAGCGCUGCGGGAGGCUGAGCAGGAGCCAGAGCCAGAGGCCAGGGUGGCCGUGUUGGCCAUACAGCUGGGCAUGCUGGAGGACGCGGAGCAUCUGUACAAGAAAUGCGGGCGCUACGACCUCCUCAAUAGGCUCCUGCAGGCCUCGGGCCAGUGGCAGAGAGCCAUUGAGGUGGCUGAGCGACACGACCGCGUGCACCUGCGCACCACCUACUACAACUACGCCCGGCACCUGGAGGCCAGCGGGGACUGCAGCCUGGCCCUCAGCUACUACGAGAAAUCAGACACGCACCGCUUCGAGGUGCCGCGGAUGCUGGCGGAGGACCUACAGGCCCUGGAGCUAUACAUCAACAAGAUGAAGGACAAGACCCUGUGGAGGUGGUGGGCCCAGUACCUGGAGAGCCAGGCCGAGAUGGAUGCCGCGCUUCGCUACUACGAGCUGGCGCACGACUACUUCUCCCUGGUCCGCGUUUACUGCUUCCAGGGCAACAUCCAGAAGGCCGCAGAGAUAGCCAGCGAGACCGGGAACUGGGCGGCCUCCUACCACCUGGCCCGCCAGUACGAGAGCCAGGACGAGGUGCGGCAGGCUGUGCACUUCUACACGCGCGCCCAGGCCUUCAACAAUGCCAUCCGCCUCUGUAAGGAGCACGGCCUGGAUGACCAGCUUAUGAACUUGGCCCUGCUGAGCUCCCCCAAGGACAUGAUUGAGGCUGCACGCUACUACGAGGAGAAGGGCGAGCAGAUGGACCAGGCGGUCAUGCUGUACCACAAGGCCGGCCACUUCUCCAAGGCCCUGGAGCUGGCCUUCGCCACACAGCAGUUUGCGGCCCUGCAGCUCGUGGCAGAGGACCUGGACGAGAAGUCAGACCCUGCCCUCCUGGCCCGCUGCUCCGACUUCUUCCUGGAGCACAGUCAGUACGAGAAGGCGGUGGAGCUGCUGCUGGCCGCCAAGAAGGCCGUCCAUGCUGCAGCACGUGUUGGAAGGUCCCUGCUGUUUGAGACUGAACCGUAUUCCUCUGCACAGACAGACCACACCUGGCUUGUCCAGCAUCCACAGUAUCAUGAAGCCCUGCAGCUCUGCCUGGAGCAGAACUUGACCAUCACUGAGGAGAUGGCCGAAAAGAUGACGGUGUCCAAGGACUGCAAGGAGCUCUCUGAAGAGUCCCGGCGUGAGCUGCUGGAGCAGAUUGCCAGCUGCUGCAUGCGCCAGGGCAACUACCACCUGGCCACCAAGAAGUACACGCAGGCAGGGGACAGGCUGAAGGCCAUGAGAGCACUGCUCAAGUCUGGGGACACUGAGAAAAUUGUGUUCUUUGCGGGCGUCUCGAGGCAAAAGGAGAUCUACAUCAUGGCAGCCAACUACCUGCAGUCCCUGGACUGGCGGAAGGACCCGGAGAUCAUGAAGAGCAUCAUCAGCUUCUACACCAAGGGCCGCGCCCUGGACCUCCUGGCGGGCUUCUACGAUGCCUGCGCCCAGGUAGAGAUUGACGAGUACCAGAACUACGACAAGGCCCACGGGGCGCUGACUGAGGCCUACAAGUGUCUGUCCAAGGCCAAGGCCAGGAGCCCACUGGACCAGGAGGCCAGGCUGGUGCAGCUGCAGAGCAAAAUGGCACUGGUGAAGCGCUUCAUGCAGGCCCGCAGGACAUACACCGAGGACCCCAAGGAGUCGGUCAGGCAGUGCAAGCUGCUCCUGGAGGAGCCGGACCUGGACAGCACCGUCCGCGUCGGGGACGUAUACGGCUUCCUGGUAGAGCGCCACGUGCAGAUGGAGGACCUGCAGACGGCCUACAAGUACCUGGAGGAGAUGCGGAAGAGAGUGCCCUCCGCCAGCCUGUCAUACUACGUGAGCCAGCACACUGUGGACACCGUGCACCAGGGCCUGGGCAUCCCUCUGACGCGCACCAUGGCGGAGCAGAUGCGCCACAACAGCGUGGAGGAUCACAAGGAGAUGGACGAGGAGGUGAUGGAGGAGGUGGAGAAUGGCCCCUGAG